UUCUGGUUACAGCCCAAGACGCUGUGUGUGUUCCAUUUUUCCUUGAGGUGUGUGUGAGUGUGCGUGAUCAGACUGAGGCUCAGUGUGUUUGCUCGGUAAUCUCUGACUGAACCAUUCAGAUAGGUGUGGGCUGGCUUCAUACCUGCAGCAGGUAUGAAAAGAAAUCCUUCGCAGUUGAGACUGAGAGGUGGGAAACUUGAGCUUUACUUGUGUGACGCACGCUCUCUGGACUCUGACAGACAUUAGACACACAGAUCUAACAGGAACAAGGACACAAGCUUUAGGCCAAGGUGCGAAAGGACACGAACGAUGAGGAACAUGCUUCAGAAUGUGAGAUAACUCGGAGGAGAUUCUUCGGCUGAUGUUGGACACAUGGGUCUGUGAUUCUAAUGUGGCAUUUCAGGCUCUGGAAUGGAAAAGAUGUUGCUGUUUUUCUCAGCGUCGCCCUCUGUUUGUGUCACACAGCCGGAGCCAUCUCAGUCAGUUCUUUCCAGAGGAGCCUCAUCAGGUCGGUGCAGGACGACGUGGUCUUCUCAGUGAACAUUACAUGCAGCUGCGUCCCAACGAUACAAUGGACCUUCAUGUCAGCAGCAGUGAGCCGUACCAUAGGGUCGUGGCAGCCGGGGGUGUACACCAACAUAACCGUGGAUUACAGCAACAGGGUGAAGGUCUGUGAUGAUGGCUCCAUGGGCCUGUCGGACCUCCGGCUGCAGGACGCAGGGUACUACGUGGUCACAGUUGAAGACUCAGCAGGAAACAGCAAAGAUCUCGGUUUUGUCCUGAAAGUGAAUGAGGUUCUGUACGAGGACCUUCAGUACCUGUUCGUUACUGCUUUAGCUCUGAUCACUCUGGCCGGACUCCUCAUGCUGGCCAUGUGGCUGCUGCACAAGAUCUGCAGGAAGAUCAAGGCAUGGAGACGCAGGAAACAGAUGCCAGAAGCCGAUGCAACAGAGCUGCAGCCCCUUUAACUGACCAGUGGGUGCCAUGAAGACUGCGAGGGACCCGGUCGGACCUGGGACUGAUCGAACGAGUCAAAAACUGUCAUUUUUAAACAAGUCAUCAAAAUCUACAGCAAAACCUGCAGCCGGUUUACAUUUUGUACUUUUAAGUUCGCUGCAAACGACAAUGGAACGAUGUAAAUA
Messenger RNA from Nematolebias whitei (Rio pearlfish), 1142 nucleotides. Its product is annotated as V-set and transmembrane domain-containing protein 5. The coding region runs from base 390 to 968 and encodes 192 amino acids. The transcript is spliced from 4 exons. NCBI's taxonomy places the organism in Eukaryota, Metazoa, Chordata, Actinopteri, Cyprinodontiformes, Rivulidae. The record is from RefSeq and is a predicted model, not a curated record. Gene Ontology annotation, biological process: filopodium assembly; positive regulation of excitatory synapse assembly. Gene Ontology annotation, cellular component: axon; plasma membrane; dendrite.